AUGGAUGAGAAAUGUUCAAAUAUUGAUUAUCUAAAUUAUUUUAAAACACUUGAACAAAAACGUCAAUAUGAACAUCUUCAAUGUGAACAAGCAAGACGUAUAAAACAACAAGAAUUAUGGUUUUCAAUAGAUAAUAGAGAGAAUAUUGAAAAUGAAAAUUCAUUAUCAAUAAAUUUAGCUCAAAAAGAAAUCUAUCAAAAUAUUUCAAUUAUUAUUCCAGAUUUACCAUCAAUUGAUGAAAUUCAAAUAUUUGAUUCUCAAAUAAUAAAUCAAGAUUCUAUUCAAACAAUAAAAAUUUUAAAUGACAAUUCAAAUAUUUUACCAAAUGGACUUUAUGAACAUUUAUUAAUUUGUUUACAUCCUCUAUUUAAUGAACGACUCGAUUAUUAUAAUUUAACAAUUGGACGAACUAUAGAUAAAAAUUUAAUUAAAAUCGAACGAUUUAAUGAACAAAAUCAAAUUCAUCUUACAAUUAAUAAUAAUUUACUCGAGCGUAUACAAAAUAUUCUCAUACACAAUCUUUUCUCAAUCUAUUCUACGAAAAAUCUCCGAAUAGAAACAUGA
Molecule: messenger RNA, 564 nt
Organism: Rotaria sp. Silwood2
Lineage: Eukaryota; Metazoa; Rotifera; Eurotatoria; Philodinida; Philodinidae
Source: the annotation of a GenBank genome assembly